This is a messenger RNA of Pantherophis guttatus, 2335 nucleotides long. RefSeq names its product MIER1 transcriptional regulator (gene MIER1). Gene Ontology annotation, cellular component: nucleoplasm. Gene Ontology annotation, molecular function: histone deacetylase binding; transcription corepressor activity. The record is from RefSeq and is a predicted model, not a curated record. Lineage: Eukaryota; Metazoa; Chordata; Lepidosauria; Squamata; Colubridae. Gene Ontology annotation, biological process: negative regulation of transcription by RNA polymerase II.
CCCAGAGCCUGUGACCCAUCGCCGCCGCUGCUCCCGCAACCUUUCCGUGCCAUUUCCUCCUCUCCGCCGCGGCGGCGAUGUGAUUCCCCUUCUCCAGGCUCGGCCCGCCUCAGCUGAGCGGCGAACAUGGCGGAGCCAUCAGUUGAAUCAGCAAGCCCAGGUGGGUCUGCAACAUCAGAUGACCAUGAAUUUGACCCAACAGCAGACAUGCUGGUACAUGAUUUUGAUGAUGAACGAACACUAGAAGAGGAAGAAAUGAUGGAAGGUGAAACAAAUUUCAGUUCUGAAAUAGAAGAUCUUACAAGGGAAGGUGAUAUGCCAAUUCAUGAGCUUCUUAGCCUUUAUGGUUAUGAUGGUUCUGUACCACUACCAGAAGAGGAAGAAGAGGAGGAGGAGGAGGAGGAGGAGGGUGAGGGUGAAGAUAAUGAUAACAACAGUGGGUGCAGUGGAGAAAAUAAAGAGGAGACUAUCAAGGAUUCAUCAGGUCAAGAGGAUGAGACACAGUCAUCAAAUGGUGAUCCAGUUUCAUCUGUAGUACCAGAAGUAAUUCGCCCACGUCGUUGUAAAUACUUUGAUACAAAUAGUGAAAUAGAAGAGGAAUCUGAAGAAGACGAAGACUAUAUUCCUUCAGAAGACUGGAAAAAAGAAAUUAUGGUGGGCUCCAUGUAUCAAGCUGAAAUUCCAGUUGGUAUAUCUAAAUAUAAAGAGAAUGAGAAAGUGUAUGAAAAUGAUGAUCAAUUACUAUGGAAUCCAGAUUACUUGACUGAAGAUAAAGUGAUUGAAUUCCUUAAUGAAGCCUCCAGACGUACAGGCGAUGAAAGAGGAAUUGAUGCAAUUCCUGAAGGAUCCCAUAUUAAAGAUAAUGAACAGGCUUUGUAUGAAUUAGUGAAAUGUAAUUUUGAUACAGAUGAAGCAUUAAGAAGAUUGAGAUUUAAUGUAAAAGCAGCUCGGGAGGAGCUGUCUGUUUGGACAGAAGAAGAAUGUAGAAAUUUUGAACAAGGUUUGAAGGCUUAUGGAAAGGAUUUUCACUUAAUCCAAGCAAACAAGGUACGAACAAGAUCUGUUGGAGAGUGUGUAGCAUUUUACUACAUGUGGAAAAAAUCAGAACGAUAUGACUUUUUUGCUCAGCAGACAAGAUUUGGUAAAAAGAAGUACAAUCUCCAUCCUGGUGUAACGGACUACAUGGAUCGUCUUUUAGAUGAAAGUGAAAGUGCAGCAUCCAGCAGAGCUCCUAGCCCUCCUCCUACAACUUCCAAUAGUAGCACCAGCCAUUCGGAAAGAGAGGACAGCACAACCAGCAAUAGUAAUCAAAAUGGUGUAUCUACUAAUGGGCCAAGUGAGUUAUCAAGUAAAGAUGAUGUGAAAAUUGAAGGACUGCAUAUAAAUGGACCAACAACUGGCAAAAAAACGCAUCUUGUAGAUUUCGAUACAAAUGGUUAUGAGCCUGAAAAUCUUUCCAAUCAUUCUAAACUUCCUCAUUCAAAUGCAAGGCAUGAUCUUGAAGAUGCGAAUGAAAGGCCUAUGAAAAGGAGAAGAAUCAACAGCAGUGACAAAGAGUGCACAGCUUCCUCUGAAAUUUUCCAAGAAACAGUAGCCCAUGGAAAUUUUGAAGACCAGGAUAGUGUUGGAAAUGCUUGCAAGACUGUUCAUAGGAAAGUUUAUAAAUAUAUUGUUCUCAGGCUUGUAAGUAAAAUAUAGCACUGUGUACAUUUUUCAGAAACUUUACUUUGUCUUUAAUCUUACCUUUGAUGGUAUGCCUAAGAAAAUCCUGACAUUCCAUACUCAAUAUGUAAUGCUCAGCUGUUUUUAAGUAUUUAAUUGUAAUGUGCAUCUCAUUUAUGCAGGUGUUUAUACAAUAUUUUAUUCAUGUUCUUUAAAAUGCAGCCACUAUAACUUGAUAAAGACAUUGCACUAUUAGUACUAUUUAAAAAUCUUGUAAUUUAGCAACCAGUUCAAACAGCUUUUAGUGCAGUUUGGAAAAGAUGAAACCCAUUGCUUCCAAAUUGGUUUGAAAAGUCAGUACAGCUUUGUAUAGUGAUUGUAAUGUAUAUUUUAAGCACUAUUGUGUCCUGAUCCAUAAAGUGCAUUGUGUGCAGUCUGAAUCAAACCUUCAACUCAACAGGCCUGACUGUUGGCUUUAUAAAGGGUUUAAAGUGAUAUUUUGAAAGAAAUCAAAAAAAAAUUGCAAAGUAGUUUUUAUAAAUUUUUCACAUAGUAAUUUUGCACUGUUGGUAAUACCUGUGUCUCUUACCUAGCUCCCUGUCUGCAAUUCUGGAAAAGCUUAUUAAAGUAUUUUUUUAAAACAUAUUGCUUAUAUAAAUACAAAUAUUGAGUA